CACAGAGAGACAGAAUCGAGUCGCGAGGACGCUGUUUUCACCACCACUGUGUGUAUGUGUGUUUUUAAUGUCUUAUGGUGAGGAAAGAGACUCAAUGCGAGACACGAGGUGAAAGAAGAGGGUGUGCGCAUGCGCGAGGUUGAGGGCGGGAGUCACCUGUAUGUGCGCGCGCACCGUCAGUCAGUCAGUCAGUCGCAGAGAGCCGCAAGAGAAAAGUCUAGAGAGGACACAACGGGAAUAUUUUUGUGAAUUAACAUUCAACAGCUCCGUAUGAGGAACUCACGGACUGAUGUCUCGCGUGUACGGCGUCCGCUCGAGAGUUUUAACGCGGUGAUCACCUGUGGAUCUGCAGUUAUUUAUUAUCGAUGACGAUGGACGAGCUGCCGGACCUCAGAGACCUCGAGCAUAAACUGGGCCGUAAAGUUCCGGAGAGUCUGAUGAGAUCAUUUACAGGCGGAUCUGAGAUCAGAUCUACAGAAACGCACGCUCGCGAUCUCCACACGCUCAACGGUAAAAUCAUCUUCCUCAGACAACAGAUGGCUCACCUACGCGCCAUUGACGUCAAACUGAUGCAACAGCUGCUGUCCAUCAACGAGGGAAUCGAGUCCAUUCGCUGGGUCAUGGAGGAGAGAGGGGGUGCAGCCAGCCGGGAGAGCAGCUCAACGGGCAGCUUGUACAGCCUAUCAGACAGCCAGGACUCCUCCCUGCACGGAAGCUGCAGCGACGAAUUGGACGGUAUUUCAGUGGGCAGUUAUCUGGACACGCUGGGCGAAGAUGACCCGGAUCGUUCCUCGCCCUCAAACCUGCUGGACGGUUCCAACUGCAAAGCCGCUAUCGAAGAGGAGAUGUUUACGAAACCUCCUCUACAACCUCGCGUCGACACGGAUGAGUACUACUGCUUUGCGUAACACGGAGCGUCGUCACCGAAAGACCGAAGGAAGUUCUCAAUGGUUCAUAGAGUUGUGAUGUAGCUCAUAAAAACCUUCUCGUGUUUGGGUUUGGAUUAUUGGACCUUUGAGAAGAUGGAACGAGAUUUUGAAAGAGAAUCUCACAAUUAGUCGUAUUUUAACCGUGAGGAGGAUUUCUGCCUCCCGCGACUAAUUGCGUAUAAUCAUGAUCACGUUACUGUGUUAUCGACAGGAACAAAACAUCAUUAAAAGAAAUGAAGUAAAAAUCGUUCUAAACUUACAGGAUUGUUGCGAUUAUUAAACGCGCUUAAAAUUGUGAGCGAAAUAACCGUGAUUAUUAUUCAACCAUCAUUGUGCUGCCUUAUUUCCGACUUAGCUCGUCUUAGUUUGGUUAUAAGGAAGGAAGUAUAAGUUUACAUGUUUUAUAUUUCCGAUGUUCAUGGAUCAUGAGUACUAAUGUUCAAACGCUACGGUUAAUUCUUCUCUUUCGUUUGUUUAAUUUGAUCGUGUGAACCUGCGCUGCACGUGUGCAGUAGAUAGUUUGGCACGUGUGAGUUCUAACAUAGAACUGAUAUACAGUUUAUAUUCUUGAACUUUUUUCGUGUGUUUAAGUGCAAUUUAUGGUCCUGCUAAAGGCUCGUCGAUAUUGAGAUUUAAAAGAUAAUUUCGUCAUAAAUUGAACCUUUGAUGUUUUCAGCCGUUCCGUUUGUAACUUUGUAAAUGUAAAUAUAUCUUCUCGCUAAAGCCGCAGCAGGUUUAACUGCUGUUAGUACUUUGUGUUGUUGUUGAAAUCGAAUUUUGUUCUGGACUGUAGUGAUGCUGCUAUUUUUACUCAUUUGUUUUUGUUUUUUGUGUGUUAAGGUGCAAUCCGUAAUAUUUUGUCUCCCUCUCUUUUUGAAUUGUAAAAUUGCAUAAAAACAAUAUGUGUAAUACUGCUUUCAAUUCAUGUUGUAAAAAAUUGAAAAACGAUUUUGCGUUUUUCUGAGCAAAAAAUAAAUAUGAUACAUUUUUCCCCGGUUUACAUACAAUGCACACUAAAAUCUAAAAUAGUGUAACAAUGUUGUCAGGCAUAUUUACAACAAAAAUCAAUUUAUGACAUAUUGAAAGACUUAUGACUUUCACCCCGAAUGCUAAACAUUUGUUGUUUUUUAAUUUGUCACUAUCCAACGUUUUGUCUAAGAAUGUAGAUUACAUACAUACAAUGUAAUAUUCUCCCUUAUUGUUUUAUAUAUUUUAAUAUGUGCAAGUCAGAAUAAGCAUGUUGUUUGAAUUUGUACAGAAAUAUUGGUGUACACCGUUAUUUCAAGCAAAUUCUGACAUUUUAUUCUACAAAAAGUAAGUCAAAACGAUUAAGUAGAAAUUUAACGUUUUUAUGGACAUAAAAUCAGUUUUGUAUAUUUCUUUGAUGGCGACAUCUUACGUCUUUGACAUACUUAUGUGUACAAAUGACAUCAAACUAUCAUUAAAGCUCAAAGUAUUAAUCGUGAUUAUAAGUGGAAGCUGACUUGUGCAUCAGGAUGACUAGAUUUAAGUUUGUCGUUGUACUUGUUUAAUGACUGAGUUUUGAAUAAAACCUCAAAGUUACGGAUUGCAGCUUUGAUUGAUUGCUCCUAAUUUAUUUAAUUAGGUCUUAAUAUGUGUUGUUUCUUUCUUUUAAGUGUGUCAACAUCUUUUAAAUUAACCAAAUGAACUAAAGGGAAUUUGAAUAAAAAGAUGAAAGAUUUGCGUGCACUGUC
Triplophysa dalaica is the source of this 2644-nucleotide messenger RNA. Its product is annotated as leucine rich adaptor protein 1-like. Bases 366 to 908 code for a protein of 180 amino acids. The transcript is spliced from 2 exons. Gene Ontology annotation, biological process: positive regulation of canonical NF-kappaB signal transduction. The record is from RefSeq and is a predicted model, not a curated record. Lineage: Eukaryota; Metazoa; Chordata; Actinopteri; Cypriniformes; Nemacheilidae.